This is a messenger RNA of Parasteatoda tepidariorum (common house spider), 1770 nucleotides long. Its product is annotated as SURP and G-patch domain-containing protein 1. Gene Ontology annotation, molecular function: RNA binding. Lineage: Eukaryota; Metazoa; Arthropoda; Arachnida; Araneae; Theridiidae. The record is from RefSeq and is a predicted model, not a curated record. Gene Ontology annotation, cellular component: nucleoplasm. Gene Ontology annotation, biological process: RNA processing.
UCAACUAGUUAUUUAGUAAGUACUUGAUAUCGUGCAAUAAUUUACGAAUGGGUACGAUUUCAUCGGACUAUACAGUUGAUGAUUCGCAUUAUAAAUCUAAAAUACUCAAUAAUGAUGUAUUUUGUUUAUGUUACUGUUAACAGACAGAUAAGAAUAGCCAAAUUUAUAUUUUGACUUAAAAGAAACAUUUCCAUAAAAAAUUCUCGACAAUGGACCGUUUAUCUGAAAUGUCUGAACAACGACGAAUAAUAGAGGAGAAGAAACAAGAAAUUCUGAGAAAGCUAGCUGAAAAAAAGCGUAAACGAGAUGUCGAAGAAUAUGUAUCAACAACGACCACUACAAAUAUAGUUACUUCGUCUAACAAAAGUUUUCCUGUAAAAAUUCCUUGUGUUUCUACAACCAACCAGUUCAAGAAUGAUGGAAGUUUUCUAGAGCAGUUCAGAAAGUUGCAAGAAGGUAAUACAUCACCUGCAAAUUCAAAUGCAUCAUCUACAUCAAAGGGAAUUUCUAUGAAAAUUCAGCCUCAAGUAAGCAAAACUCUUGAGCCUACUUCUGUUCAAAAAAUAUUGUCGAAUGAGGAAGAAGAGAAAAACUAUGUUUAUUCACCAGAGGAUAGAGCAAUACAAAAUGCAGUGGAGAAGGUUGCCAUCUCUGUUGCUGUCAAUGGUGAUGUGGCCGAAGAAGUUGCAAGAAAAAUCAAUUGUGAAGAUUCAGCUUAUAGUUUCCUGAGUAAUAAAAAUAGUGACACUUACAAGCUUUAUCAACGAAGAGUUUCAGAAUUAGUAGAAGCAAGAAAAAGAGCUGAAGCUGAUGGCCACCUCAUGACUUUUGGUAAAAUAGAUGAAGAAAAUAAUACCUUACAAACAUCAAGAAAGCGUAAAAAAAGCCGAUGGGAACCAGAAAACUCUCAGAAUGAUGUUAAUGUGAUGCCAGCUUAUGUUCAGAGAGAUCAAGGUUUGAAAUCUUAUGCAAUUCAAGUAUUUGGAUCAACUGAUUUGACGCCUGAACAGUGGAAGCAGCUAGAAGAUCAAAGAAAAAUGAGAUUAUUGUUUGAAAUAAUGCAAGCCAAACAAAAAGAAGAAUAUUUAAGGCAGUUAACUGGAAAAGUUAAAUAUGAGUAUGAUUCUGAUGAAGAAACUGAUGGUGGAACAUGGGAACAUAAAAGAAGAGCAAAUGAAAUGGAAAAAACUAAAUAUUGGGCAGAAGAACUCACUGAGCAUGCUAAAGGAAAACAUCACAUUGGAGAUUUUCUUCCUCCUGAAGAACUGGAGAGUUUUUUGGAAAAAUGGGAUGCUGUUAAAAAAGGGAGAGCACCUGAUCUAUCUGAUUAUAAAGAACACAAAAUUACUUCAGACAAUAUAGGUUACAAAAUGCUUCAAAAGUUAGGAUGGACAGAAGGCAGUGGCUUAGGCGCUGAUGGUGGUGGAAUUGUGGAACCAGUAAAUAAGGGUGCAGCUCCUGUUGAAAAUGCUGGAUUAGGUCAAAGCAGGCCAGAUGAUAUUAAAUCGGAUGAUGAUGAGUAUGAAGCCUAUCGAAAAAGAAUGAUGCUAGCUUACAGAUUUAGACCAAAUCCUUUGAAUAAUCCUCGGAGGCCAUAUUACUAACAUUAUUAAUUUUUUCAAAUGUUGUGGGAAAAAAAGAGGCAUCUACCAGUGUUUUAAGUUUUUACUGUCUAUAAUUUGAAGUUAGUUAUAAAAACUUAAAAUUUGUAAAUAAAUUCUUUUCUGUUUUUUGUCUUUAUUAAAACAGUCGUGAAGAUUUUAUUCCUAA